This is a messenger RNA of Grammomys surdaster, 2143 nucleotides long. RefSeq names its product plasma serine protease inhibitor. Lineage: Eukaryota; Metazoa; Chordata; Mammalia; Rodentia; Muridae. The record is from RefSeq and is a predicted model, not a curated record. Gene Ontology annotation, molecular function: serine-type endopeptidase inhibitor activity. The coding region runs from base 157 to 1377 and encodes 406 amino acids. Gene Ontology annotation, biological process: negative regulation of endopeptidase activity. The transcript has 5 exons.
AGCUCCCGAUGGGGUAGAAUUGGAGUGGGGUGGAGACAGAGUCUCUGUGAUCAGUGACAUUUGCCAGCUGCAAUUCAUUCUGCCCACUGUCCUCUCGUAAACCAGGUGGACUACACCUUGACGCUCAGCUACCACCAUACAGAAGCUGCUGCCACGAUGAGGCUCGUCCCCAUUCUGUGCCUGGUGCUGUUCUUCAGCCUUGGGGUGGCUUUCCGCCAACGCUCCCGUUCCAAGGAGAAGAAGAAGGUUCAAGAGUCCUCUGUGGGUGCCGUGGGGACUCCCAGAAGCAGGGACUUUGCCUUCAGCCUCUACAGGGCCUUGGCUUCUGAAGCCCUUGAUCAGAAUGUUUUCUUCUCCCCCAUGAGUGUGUCUAUGAGCUUGGGCAUGCUCUCCCUGGGGGCUGGCUUGAAGACUAAGACACAGAUCCUGGAGGGCCUGGGCCUCAGCCUCCAGCAAAGCCAAGAGGACAAGCUCCACAAGGACUUUCAACAGUUGUUGCAGAAGUUCAGCCAGUCUAGUGAUGGCCUCCAGCUGAGUCUGGGCAGUGCCCUUUUUAAAGACCCAGCAGUACAUAUCCGGGACAACUUCCUGAGUGCUAUGAAGUCGCUGUACAUGUCAGACACUUUCUCUACCAACUUCAGGAACCCUGAAAGCGCUAAGAAGCAGAUCAAUGACUACGUAGCCAAGCAGACCAAGGGCAAGAUUGUAGACUUGAUCAAGGAUCUUGACAGCACCCAUGUCAUGGUGGUGGUAAAUUACAUCUUCUUCAAAGCCAAGUGGCAGACUGCCUUCAGUGACACAAACACCCGCCAGAUGGAUUUCCACGUGACCCCCAAGAAGACCAUACAGGUGCCCAUGAUGAACCGUGAAGAUUGGUACUCCUACAUCCUGGACCAAAAUAUUUCCUGCACGGUGGUGGGGAUCCCUUACCAAGGCAGUGCCAUGGCUCUGUUUAUUCUCCCCAGCGAGGGCAAGAUGAAGCAGGUGGAGGAUGGCCUGGACGAGAGAACGUUGAGGAACUGGCUUAAGAUGUUCACAAAGAGACGCUUAGAUCUUUACCUUCCCAAGUUCUCCAUUGAGGGGACCUAUAAACUGGAAAAAAUCCUCCCCAAACUGGGCAUCCAGGACAUCUUCACCACUCAUGCUGACUUGUCUGGCAUUACUGACCACACCAAUAUCAAGCUGUCUGAGAUGGUGCACAAAUCCAUGGUGGAGGUAGACGAGUCGGGAACCACAGCAGCCGCCGCCACAGGCACGAUCUUCACAUUCAGAUCUGCUCGACCUAGAUCUCUGAAGCUAGAAUUUACCAGACCCUUUCUGAUGGCCGUUAUGGAUGAUACAAAUGUCUUUUUCAUUGGCAAAGUGAUCCAACCCUGAGGUGGGACUCCUUCUGAAACUCACAGGCUCACACAGAGGGAGCCAGGCAUAUUCUACAGCCCAUCCAUCUCUUGGUAGCUAGUGAUUUUCAUUAGAUUGACUAAUAAGGUGUUAAGAUAAGAUCAAAUCCUGAUGGCUGCUUCCUUGAUCACAGUUGCACGAUGUGCUCUUUCUCUCAUCACUCAUUGACACUGACCCUAAAGAGGUCUCUUGAUUUCUCCAAGGUCCUACUACCAUAUUUGUGACAUAGUCAUGCCCAGACCCUCUCUUGCUCAGUCUAGCACUACAAAGCCCUGUAAGAGACUGGUCAGCAUAGAUAAAGGCCACCAGGAAGCACAGUCAUAAAUCUGGUCUCCAACCUAUCAGCACCAACUAUCAGUUCAUCAUGGUUGAGAAAGGACACUGGACUGAAGUUCUGAAAUGGCGCUAAUAGCUACGUAACAUGGGAAUGAAAAUGUUCCCCUCUGGGCCUGUGUUUCUUGUAUAUCCAAUGAAUGAUCAGAACAAGAAACCCAUUCAAAGACCUAUGAGAUUGUUACACAGGGGUUGGCUGCUCUAUCCCAGCCAUGGUUGAUGUAAGAACUCAGUUUGGUAGCAUACUUGAGCAAUCAGAGUAAAAGUGUCUCACCACGAACAAAGGUAUCAAAUCACAAACCUGGCUGGCUACGGUGGGAUGAUAGAGGUCUGUUGUAAACAGUAGAAUGUAGAUUGCAGACUGGCCUGCUGAUUUCCACCUUGACAAUAGCAAUAAAGCAUUUUGCAAAGA